Microthlaspi erraticum is the source of this 642-nucleotide messenger RNA. Lineage: Eukaryota; Viridiplantae; Streptophyta; Magnoliopsida; Brassicales; Brassicaceae. The record is from the annotation of a GenBank genome assembly.
AUGGCUGAAGGUUCGAAGGAAGUUAACGGCGCCGAUGAUGCUCAGGAUCUUCACUCGCUUCUCUCUUCUCCGGAGAGAGACUUCCUCAUUCGUAAUGACGGUGAACAAGUUAAGAUUGACAGCUUGAAAGGGAAGAAGAUUGGAUUGUAUUUUUCCGCUUCGUGGUGCAGUCCAUGUCAUAUGUUCACUCGGCAUUUGUUGGAAGCCUACAAUGAACUAUCUCCGAAAGCUUGUUUCGAGGUUGUCUUCGUGUCGUGCGACAAGGAUGAAGAGUCUUUUGGAGAUUAUUUCGCUAAGAUGCCGUGGCUUGCUGUCCCUUUCACUGAUCAGGAAACACGUGACGGUUUGUAUGAUGAGAUUUUCAAGGUUAAGUCAAUUCCAAAUGUAACGCCUCCGCUGCCCCUCCCGGUGAGUCACCCACGCCCUCUCUCGCCCGUGGGCCCCACCCCUGUCCGACGGUCGGUGCAUUAUUUUUGGGAGGCUCCGAGAAUGUAUUUACUAUCCCUGCAAUCAUCACCCGACUUUUUCCCGUAUUUUUUCCUAACUCACACGGUUUCACAGAGGACUUCCCGAAAGAUCACCCAUCAUUUCACUACUCCAGCCCAAGCACGCUUAACUCUGGAGUUCUUUAUGGGCCGUUGA